Lobosporangium transversale is the source of this 1201-nucleotide messenger RNA. RefSeq lists its product as hypothetical. NCBI's taxonomy places the organism in Eukaryota, Fungi, Mortierellomycota, Mortierellomycetes, Mortierellales, Mortierellaceae. The record is from RefSeq and is a predicted model, not a curated record. Bases 1 to 1122 code for a protein of 373 amino acids. The transcript has a single exon. Gene Ontology annotation, molecular function: protein binding.
AUGUACACCUGGGAUGCUAUUAAUUUAUGGCAAGACAUCCCGGCCAAAGGCACUGUGCCUUCUCCACGUCGAUCCCCAUGCAUGGUCUCAGCCUAUGGAGGUGCCAAGAUGAUCCUCUUUGGUGGGCUCACAGAGCAAUCUAACUCAGUUCUAAGCGAUAUUUACAUUCUGGAUACUGCAACCAUGACAUGGACAAAGGGCACGGAUGCAGGUCUCCUGAGUGCGCGUGCAGAGACUCACUGUGCAGUGAGCAACGAUUUUGUUUAUUUCCUGGGGUGGUGUGGCGUCAACACAAUCAUUAGUUCCAACCUGACUAUCAUUUACAACAUCAAAAAUAAUGUCUGGCAGUCUAAAUAUUCACCCACAGCUGAAGCUGACCCCUCUGCUCCUUCCGGGGGAAUCAAACCCACUUCUGGGACUGGAAAUUCUACAAAUCCCACAAAUCCCGAAAAUCCUGGAAAGUCUUCCAACAUGGGUGGCAUCAUCGGUGGUGUUGUUGGAGGAUUGGCCGUUAUUGCACUCGUCAUUGGAUUCUUUGUAUAUAGAAAACCGACAACAAGCGGAGAAGGCCAAGGUUCCGGUAUCUACAUCCACACCCAACAGCCAACCAAUGGUGGAAUGACAGGAGUAGGAGCUGCAGAAGGAGCCACAUCAUACCCCCCAGUAAAUCCUGCGUGGCAGAACCAGCACCCACAGCCUCAGCCUCAACCUCAACCUAUCGUCUAUUCUCAGGCACCAUAUACACCAUAUCAGCCACCUGUUAUCCAUGACUACCAGCAGCCGUCGCAGAUUCAACCACAAAUCUUCCAGCCCCAAUCACCACCAAGCCAACAACAUCAACAAGUUUAUGAGAACGCAUAUCAACAGCAGAACACCUAUGUCCCCCCUUCUUCAGGUACUGCGCCUGUGUACAGCCCUCAACCAGAGAUGUACCAGCAGCCUACGGUCUAUCAACCUGUAGGCAGCCCAGUCACGAAUGUCUCGCCGCCAUUUGAGCAUCAACAAUACCAACAGCAAAAGCCUGAAACACCCCCAGCCCUUUCCCGACCUCCACAGAAUCCUCAAUAUAUGACACCAGACAGCUAUAUGGAUGGUCCUCGUCGAAACCCCCAAGGCAUAUAAUAGGGUUCAUGAAAGCAGUUGUUCUUUACCAUCAGAAGCAAUGAGACAUUAUAACCUUUUCAUGCAUAUUAAACCCUGG